Messenger RNA from Eriocheir sinensis (Chinese mitten crab), 2208 nucleotides. RefSeq lists its product as uncharacterized. Gene Ontology annotation, cellular component: glucosidase II complex. The coding region runs from base 149 to 820 and encodes 223 amino acids. Gene Ontology annotation, biological process: N-glycan processing. NCBI's taxonomy places the organism in Eukaryota, Metazoa, Arthropoda, Malacostraca, Decapoda, Varunidae. The transcript has a single exon. Gene Ontology annotation, molecular function: protein binding. The record is from RefSeq and is a predicted model, not a curated record.
CAGGAUCUGGCAACGCUGCCGAGGUAAACAACAUCAGCUGGCGGCGGCGGCGGCGGCACGGCAGGCGCUUGACACUCGUGGCUGUCUCAUCGUGCCAUGUUUCCCUCUCGGCAUUGGUAUAGCCAAGCACAACCACACCACAACCAGGAUGAAUCUUAGUCGCUUGCUGCUGUCGUUACCACUGAGGCGACAGACGGUGGUGGGGGCGCUGGUCAUGGUCACCGUGCUGUACAUCGUUUAUCAGUUCGCCUUCGUCGCGGAGCUGGGGGCGGCCAGCAGCAACAGGCCCCCGGAGGCGAGAGGCAGGCACGCCGCCCCCAGCCUGGACACCAGCAACAAGAAACACCCAAGAGACGUGAACGUAAGGGACGCCAGGGAAAUGGUGGCCAGAAAUAAGGGCGACGAGGGCAAGGAAAGGAAACCUGGUGGUGAGGAGAGAGCGGUGAACGAUACACAACAAUCAGUAAAGCAACAAAAGGGCAUAAACCCUAUUAUGACGCUCACCUUCAAGUGUGCAACAUCUGGAAGGCAAAUUUCCGUUGACAAAAUUAAUGAUAAUUAUUGUGAUUGUCCAGCAGAUGGAUCAGAUGAGCCAAGAACAAAUGCCUGUGCAAAUGGGAAUUUCAUAUGUUUGAAGUGGAUAAAGCCCUUUCCUGAGUCCAUCCCCUCCGGGUGGGUGAAUGAUGGCGUGUGUGACUGUUGUGACGGGUCAGAUGAGUGGAAGAUGAUAAAGAGUGUUACUAAUUUAGCUGUGAGUCUACAAAAUAAGAUUGGUCGUUACGUGAGCCCAUGCCCUGAUCAGUGUCCACAUACAAUUUAAAGUUACAAGUUACUUAGCUUAUCAAUAAGUCUAGUCCAAUGUGAAUAUCAUAAGAGAUGGACACUGCUUAGGUAGAUUGGUAAUUUACCAAGUUGUUUAUAUAUCAAAGCUGUUGUUUGAUGUAAUAAUGCUUAGAAUUGGCCACUUAAGAAAGCAGUUACUAGUGUGGCUAAAGACAACUCUACCUGUAGUAAUACAAUGUGUAUUGUAUUCCUAUAUUCCCAGCUAAGAUUUAUUUCUUUUCACUCAAAUAUACAGGAAUGUUAUAUUCUGUUGAUGAUUGACCUUAGGAAUAUCCCCUUGAUUAUCUAUAUAUUUACACACACACACACACACACACACACACACACACACACACCGCUCCGAUAACUCAGUUGGUUACAGCACUGCGCUGCCAGGCCUCGCAGCGUGGCAGGCAGAGGUUUGAGCCCUGCACAGGCUGUUUUUUUUCUGCCGACUAGUAGGGGUGGUGGUUUAUUCCCUUGUGGCAGCCUGACCCACCGGUUGUCAUUUUGAUGCUAAUUACUAUCCUAAUUAUCCAAUAUAUGAUGCACCUAUUAAUAUCUUUUUAACAUUAAUGAUUCUCUUUCUCUGGAUAAGGCAUUAAAGAAAGAUAGUCAAUUAAAAGAAUAUUGUUCAGUGGCCAUUAAACCAUUUCAAUUUUACCUUGAUUUGAGACUACAGUCAUCCCUCAAAUAGUACAGUUUCGGUUUUAUACGGAUUGUCAUAGAAGAUUUUUUUGGGGAUUUUUAAAUUUCCCGCUCAUCACACCAAGUAGCCAUGGCGUGAGUGGCAGCCUUCCACUAUGUGGGUCGGCCUUUCUGCCAGGUGCAAUUAUGCUCUACAAGCCACAAGCAUAAUGCCCACCUCUUCUCUGUCCGGUGGCUACCAGCAAACUGGAGAUAUUCAUAUUCAAAUGCAUAGCAACAGCAUGGCGGCAGGGUUGCUGCCAGCUGCAAGGUUUGUUAAGCAAAGGUAAUGGGGUGUGUGGUGUUUGAGGUCCUGGCAGUACCCAGAGAUCGACUAAUGAGCCUUAUUCUAAUCGGGAGGGUACUUAUUGGCGAUUGUGAGUCCAACUCGUGAUCAGGCCGUGGUGAAAUGAAAUACACAUACGGAUAUGAGAAGACUACGAGAGGCCAAGUGGCCUACACAUGGCAGCUCCUGAGAAUGGUGUAUACACUUAAUUCUUUCCAUCCUCCAUAAAUAUAUGUAACCUCCUACAAAGAUAUAAUUUUUGUCUCAACUGCUUACCUACUCAGUGUAUUCCACUCACCUACUACCCUAUUGUGAAUCGGUUCUUACCUAUUUCCUUCCUGAAUCAGAAUUUAUUCAAUGUAUACCCAUUGCUGCGUGUUUUUACAUGAUUUUAAUAGAAGUUCUUCAUCUGA